AUGUCAAAAAAAUAUUAUGAAAAAUUAUUAUGCGACAUUCAAAAUCAAUCCAAACCCGUGGAGUCAAAAUUCGGGUCGUAUAUCCUCCAAAAGUUCGGAUGGGAAAAAGGUAAAGGAUUAGGCAAAAACGAGAAUGGGAAUGUUAAUAUCAUGAAAAUAAAAAAAUAUGGAGAACAUGGGCUUGGGUAUAAAGAACAUAAUGAUGAGCAAAGCACCGAUGGUAUGUGGUGGGAGAACAUGUAUAACAAUUGUGCGAAAAAAAUGAGUACCAAUAAUAAUGACAAGAAUGAAAAACAGAAUAUUAUAGACAAUCAAAAAAUAAAAAAUAAUAAAGAAGAUGAAAAUGUUAAAUAUUCUAUUUUUGUGAAAAAAAAUAAAUGUAUAAUAAGUGCAUUUUGUGAUGAACAGUUAAAUGAAAAGGAAGACAAUCAAAAUAAGCAAAAAAACAACAACGAUUUUAAAAUAAAAGAAAAAGAAAUAAAUAAAGAGAAACAUAAAAUGAAUAACCACUUUGCUAAUAAUAAUUUUUAUCAUAAAAAUAAACUAAACAAUAAUAACAACUUCAAUAUGAAUAAAUCAAAAAAUAAAAAAAACGGAAAAAAAUGGAAUAAAAUAUGA
Messenger RNA from Plasmodium vinckei vinckei, 618 nucleotides. Its product is annotated as conserved Plasmodium protein, unknown function. Gene Ontology annotation, cellular component: nucleolus. Gene Ontology annotation, biological process: regulation of ribosome biogenesis. NCBI's taxonomy places the organism in Eukaryota, Apicomplexa, Aconoidasida, Haemosporida, Plasmodiidae. The transcript is spliced from 4 exons. Gene Ontology annotation, molecular function: nucleic acid binding. The coding region runs from base 1 to 618 and encodes 205 amino acids. The record is from RefSeq and is a predicted model, not a curated record.